AUGUCCAGACACUCGAGACCGUCGAGAUCCCCCAAUCCACCCAUGAUUGACACUGACCGCACCUCCGAUCCGAGCUCGAACUCAAAAACGCCGUCUAGCGGUGUGUCCUCUCAGCAUUCCUCCCUCUCGGCCCUUCGAAAAUACAAUCCAGAUGCACACCCAAGGAGAAAGCUGCGGUCCCAGUACCCUAGAGGGGAGACGGAGAAUCAUGUGGAAUAUAUUCUUGUGGCCUCGUUUGAUAUCGAUAAGGGUCCGAUAAUGGAACAUCAGUUCCCUGUUGCAAUCACAGGGGACGAACACAUGCUGGCAGAAUUGAUGCUCCCAGAUCAAGCGCAUGUGCGUAACCAGGAUUGGACAAUUUUCUUUUUACAUAAAGAUACAAGUCAAGAGGAGGAAGAGACCGAGCUGAAGGCAGAGAAAAAGAGAAAGCGGCAACGAAGAAGAGACCGGGCUGCUGGCCUGUUAGAGCCUAACGAUGUCGAAUCUGGGGACGAGCUUGAGGUCGGUGAGGAAUCAGCCGAGGAUUCAGACGAAAGCGAACCGGAGGGAGGAGAAGGACCACCGUUGAUAUAUGUACUGAAUCUGGUGAACACGAAACAAGACAAGACUGCCAAAAGAGGGGCAGUGGUGAAGGCUAUGGCGAUUUGCACCAGGCAUCCUUUCUUACAUAUAUAUAAGCCCUUAUUAUUACUAGCCCUAGAGGAAUACUUCAAAUCGCCACAUCCAGCAACGCUGGCAUUGUUGUACGAAGCCGUCAAUACCAUGGACUUAUCCCUUAUGCCCAGACUGACUCUGUUGGAACGAUACCUUCUACAGGCCAGCGAUAACAAAGACCUCUUUGUGGAGAAAUUCGAACAAAUGAUUCAGAUGAGGAUGGCUGAAGAAAGAGGUGAAUCACCUGAAAACGUGACAGCCAUGUCUGAGAGCCCUGAAAAACGAAUGGACUUGACCAGAAAUGGGACAAAAGCACACGUCGUUGCACACGGAAUGUACUCUGUGCCGAGGGACACUCACGAAUUUGAGACGAAAGUAAUGUAUAACGGCAUUCCGAUCCCGAUCAAAGUCCCUGUAGCAAUCUCCCCCGAGACUGUUGGCGACUUCUCCUUGAUCAAACUUAUUCAAACCUUCUCCGAUCCACAUACGAAAUCUCCACAAGCAUUUUCCCUUCAUCCACAUCUCACAACUAGUGGCGCCUAUACACAUCCUAUCAUCGUCUUGGCCAAUGCCAUGUUGACCCAAAAACGGGUCAUAUUCCUGGGUCACAACCGUCCAUCUGGUGAAGUUGCAGAGGCUGUGCUUGCGGCUUGUGCGUUGGCUUCAGGCGGUAUUCUUCGAGGCUUCACUCGACAUGCUUUCCCAUAUACGGAUCUUAGCAAGAUUGAUGAUCUUCUAAAGGUUCCUGGCUUCAUUGCCGGUGUUACAAACCCCACGUUUGAGAAUCAUCCAGAGUGGUGGGAUCUUCUUUGCGAUUUACCAACGGGUCGGAUGAAAAUCAGUAAUAGAAUCGAUGGCGCGCCUCUGACAGAGGGAUUGGCCAACUUCCAACAACAAAAUCCUGGUUACGUGGCCGCCGUGAAUACAGCUGCAAAUGGUACAGCUUCCAAUGAUCCCACAGGUGAUGCUACUUUCAUGAGUGACGUCCUUCGCAGUGUGGCCGCUCGUCAUGGGGAGGGUGUCAUCCGUGCAAAGUGGCGAGACUGGGUUGAGAAGUUUACAAGGGUCUCCGCAGCCUUCGAAGAGACGGUUUACGGGGCCAGUGCCCUUUAUAUCGGAGUUGAAGAAGCAGAACCCGGCAAUGAAAAUGUUAGUGGCCAUGGAUAUGUCUGGGGUGAUGAACCAUCGAAACUAAGAGAGCUGGCUGGCGGGGUCCAUCGCAUUGAAGGAUGGAGAAACACGAGGAGCUACUUCAGCUUCAAACAGGACCUUGCCCAACUCUACACUUUUCGCCCGUUGAAGUCACUCGAUCUUCACCAUUUGCAUGACCGUUUGCGUUUGACGAAACUCUCGCCAGGCAUCAGUAGAGAAAUUUACAUGGCGUUGUCCAAGUAUACUCAUUCAUACGAUGAGAUCUGCCAGCUGCUCACUGUCGCGCCUGAAUCUCAUGCUGGUUUGUUCUAUGUAGCUUUGGGGUUGUUUCACAAAGAUAGGGAUGUGAGAUUGAAGGUCGUUGACUUACUGGAGAGAAUCGCCGAGCAUGAAGCAGGUCGACAUUGGUGGAAGGCUUUGAGUCGCUUUGAGAAGCUGGCCUACUACCGAAUACGACGAGAAGCGGAAGCGGAAAUGAAGUCCAAGUUAGGGGAAAAGGAGAGCCUCGGCGUCGGUAAUGGACAAGCAAUGAUGGUUGAGAGGAGAAUCUCAUGA
Molecule: messenger RNA, 2361 nt
Organism: Hyaloscypha bicolor E
Lineage: Eukaryota; Fungi; Ascomycota; Leotiomycetes; Helotiales; Hyaloscyphaceae
Product: spindle pole body interacting protein
Exons: 3
Coding region: 1-2361 (786 amino acids)
Biological process (GO): actin cortical patch localization
Cellular component (GO): plasma membrane
Source: RefSeq, a predicted model, not a curated record